Molecule: messenger RNA, 1991 nt
Organism: Ilex paraguariensis (yerba mate)
Lineage: Eukaryota; Viridiplantae; Streptophyta; Magnoliopsida; Aquifoliales; Aquifoliaceae
Source: the annotation of a GenBank genome assembly
AACUUAUAUUUCUUCAUCCUGCAUAUUCUGAUCUAGAACCAGAUAAAACCCUAGACUUUCAAUCCCAUCCACUAAUUUCCCUCAAAAGUGUGGUAUCAAAACUUCCAUAAAUUUUGUGCACGUAAAAGCAACAAAACCUUAAUUCUUGUACCACAUAACAGUCCUCAAAAGCAUGAAAACAGAAUCAAGAGGAAACACUUCAAUUUCUCUACAAGACCCUACCCUCUUCACCGCCCCUCAAAGCUCUCUACCUGGUGCCCUCAGAGGAUGUCUCGGCAGCCUCGACGGAGCUUGCAUAGAGAAGCUUUUACUUCACUGCGCAAGUGCCUUAGAGAGCCACGAUGUGACUUUGGCCCAACAGGUCAUGUGGGUGCUCAACAACGUGGCUUCUUCUCUCGGUGACCCAAAUCAGAGGCUCACCUCGUGGUUUUUAAGGGCACUCAUCUCCAGAGCUUCUAGGGUUUGUCCUACACCGAUGAAUUUCAAUGGCAGCAGUGCCCUUCAACGGAGGUUGAUGUCUGUGACCGAGCUCGCCGGAUAUGUUGAUCUCAUCCCUUGGCACAGGUUUGGGUACUGUGCUUCAAAUAGUGCAAUUUUCAAAGCAGUUGAAGGGUAUUCUAGAGUUCACAUCUUAGAUUUUAGCAUCACUCACUGUAUGCAAUGGCCUACUCUUAUUGAUGCACUGGCCAAGAGGCCUGAAGGGCCUCCAAUGCUCCGAAUCUCUGUACCUUCCUGGAGGCCACCGGUCCCUCCCUUGCUUAAUGUAGGAAGUGAAGAAGUUGGCCAGCGUUUGGCAAAUUUCGCAAAAUUUAAGGAUGUUCCUUUUGACUUCAAUGUGAUUGAAGACCCUUCUUCCCCCACAACUGUUGCAGCUAUUUCUAAAGCAUCUUCAGACUUUCACUUUGAUUUGCUCUUAAGUAAAUUAGACCCUUCUAUUUUGAACUUAAGGGAUGAUGAAGCUUUGGUGAUCAACUGCCAAAAUUGGCUUCGAUAUUUGCCUGAUGAACAAAAUGUUAGUGGGAGUUCUAAUGAAACUUGUAAUUCUCGUGAUGCUUUCCUUGAUGUAAUUAAAGGUCUUAAUCCUCGGAUUAUAACAGUAGUCGACGAGGAUUCAGAUUUGGGUGGAUCAAGCCUCACAUCAAGGAUAACAACUUGCUUCAAUUAUCUAUGGAUACCUUUUGAUGCCUUGGAAACUUUUUUGCCCAAGGAUAGUGACCAAAGGAUGGAAUAUGAGGCUGAUAUUGGUCAUAAAAUCGAAAAUAUUAUUGGGUUUGAAGGUGUUCAAAGGAUAGAGAGGUUAGAGUCUGGAUUCAAGUUUUCUCAAAGGAUGAAAACUGCCGGUUUUACUAAUCUUCCUUUUUGUGAAGAGACUCUUAGGGAAGUGAAGUUCUUGCUAGAUGAGCAUGCUAGCGGUUGGGGAAUGAAGAAAGAUGAGGAUAUGUUGGUGCUAACAUGGAAGGGCCACAACUCAGUCUAUGCCACAGCUUGGGUCCCAUGUGGUUUUGAGGAUUCAGGGGUAUGACUACAAUACCGAAGCCAGAAGUUUCAAGCAAAUAGGUUCAAGUGAUAACUCUUUAAGAUCGAGUUACUUCUCAAAAAAGGUGGAGUAAUAUUCAGUGGGGGUCAACUUAUGUGUCAAAACCUAAAUGUUAAGAUCGACUCCAUUAGGCGUAGGCUCGUCUGAUUAGAUUGUAAUCUCACCCAAUUAUGUAGUAACUUUUGUUACAAUAUCAGAAAUAAUCAUAUAGUGCUGUAGUCUUGCCAGAGGAUUGAGUCCAUGUGCACUCAAGUUGGUCUUAAAAAUGUACAUAGGUAGAUUUGCUAAGCCUACCAUGAAAUGGGUUUUUCAUUCUCUCAGUGGUCCAGAAGGAAGAGCAGAGACAAAAUAGUGUUCCUUUUUUCUCUGUCUAAAGGCUGCAAUGGACAUAAACAAGACAAGAGGGUAAAAGGCAGGAGUCUGAGAAUAAAAUUCAUGCCACCUUUGUUAUUCG